UCGAGACGUCCACCCUAUGGAUCCUUUGAGUUUAUCUUAUCUCAGAGCCGAGUUUACUAUGCUUCUCUGCUGGAUGUCAUCAUCGGACUUCCAAAUACGAGUACCCGAUGGUACGAGUUUUCUUCUCGCCAGCAUUGACUAGCUUUUCGCAGCCAAGCAUAGCUUAUCAUUGCUUCUGAACAGCACUUACUCUGCUCCGCAUAGACAGCGACAUUCCGUGACUUCCCGGUACGUAUAUACAGGGUCGUGAGGUUGCGUACGGUGGAGCCACUAUGCUUUACUACUACUCCUUCAUCGCGCUGCUCGUCGCGUUCGUUGUGCACCACGUCCUGCGGCGUAGAAACGCACCCCCACUUCCUCCUGGGCCGCCCGGGCUCCCGAUUAUCGGCAACUGGUUCGAGAUCCCGGAGAAGGACGAGUGGGUGUGGUACCUCGCGCUGUCGCAGAGAUACAACUCGGACAUCAUCUCGCUCCGUCUACUGAACGAGACGGUGAUCGUGCUCAACUCGAUGAGAUCGGCGCAGGAUCUGCUCGAGACGCGGUCUGCGAUCUACUCGGAUCGGCCUGCGUUCAGGAUGCUCAAUGACCUUGUGGGAUUUACCUGGCACCUGGCAUUCAUGCCGUACAACCACACCUGGAAGGCGUACCGGAAGAUGUUCACGCAGGAAUUCCUGCCCUCGCAGAUCGCGGUGCACCGCCCCAUCGAGCUCCACGCCGCGCACGUGCUCCUGCAAGGCCUCCUCGAGUCCCCGGACGCGUACGAGCGGCAUCUGAGGCACAUGGCCGCGAUGGUGAUCCUGACCACCGCAUACGGCAUCGACGUCAAGCCGCAGGACGACCCGCACGUCGACAUCUCCACCGAGGCGCUGCACGUCAUGGCCUUGACCGGGAACAGGGGCUCGUACCUCGUCGACUUUUUACCGAUUCUCCAGCAUAUCCCCGGGUGGCUACCCGGCGCGCGGUUCCUGCGGGAUGCACGCGAAUGGAGCCGCUGCGUGACGAGCAUGCCGCGAGUCCCGUUCGAGGCUGCGAAGAAGCGCUGGGCGGCCGGGGAUCUGCAACCGUGCAUUGCGUCUCGGGUUCUGGACGAGAUCCAGGAGCUUCCUGAAGACCAACGGCAGAGGGAAGAGGGCGUGCUCAGGGACGUCCUCUCCGCAGGGUAUGCCGCCGGGGCAGACACGACUGUGUCGACACUAGCCUCAUUUAUCCUCGCAAUGGCGCUGUAUCCCGAGGUACAGACCAAGGCCCAGGCGGCGGUGGAUCGCGUGGUGGGGCGACACAGGCUGCCCACCUUCGACGAUCAGGUGACGUAUGUCGAUGCGCUGCUCCGGGAGGCUCUGCGGUGGCAUCCCGUCACGCCACUCGCUAUCGUGCACGCCACGACGGCCGCAGACACCUACAACGGGUACCACAUCCCCGCCGGCGCUUCUGUCAUCGGAAACAGUUGGGCCAUCCUGCGUGAAGAAGCCGUCUACGGCGCCCACACCGAGCAGUUCAUCCCCGAGCGUUGGCUGAAUCCCGACGGCUCGCUGAACCCCGCGAUCCCCGAGCCCACCCCGGCGUUCGGGUUCGGCCGGCGGGUGUGCCCGGGGAAGGACAUGGCGCAGUGGUCCGUGUGGAUCUGCAUGAUCUCAAUCCUCGCGACGUUCGAUAUCCGCAAACCGGUCGACGAGCAGGGGAGGGAGAUCCAGCCGUCGGAGGAAUACACCUCCGGCCUUGUCUCGUAUCCGGUACUCCAGAAGUUCCGGUUCAUCCCGCGGUCUGCGGAUGUGCGAUCUCUGGUUCAGUAUGAGAUUGGGGUAAGUGGCUAGAGGAUGGAUCAUGGACAAGUCGAACAGAAUGUGUUCGUAUUGCAAAUAGGUGAUCAAUCACAAUGUAUCAAAGCUCGAGCCCGCUCAUCCCUUGCCCGAACGACACAAUCAAACGGGAAAGGACGGCUGAGAGCAGCUCAACGUGAGAUGUGAUUGCAGGAUGUCGACGGGAAACCCACCUCACAACCUGAGUUGUCCCACCGAGCGUCAGCAUGACAGGCCUGCCGUCGUCAUCCAGGACUGGGGAGAUUGUGAGGGUCGAUAGAACGGCAGCGCACGUCAGGAAGAGCAUGGAGUCUGCCAGCUGCUGGCCUGGUGCGACCUGAGCACUACGCAUAACCAAACUCCGACGGCGACGAACCUGGGCAUAUGCUGACGGUAUGCGGAGCCUAUACCGUAAUCUAAAGGCUUUUUGUCGUGGAUCUACCCAGAAUUUCAGAUGCCUUCGGGGCCGGUUCUACCCGUCCACUGGGUAGAACCAGAAAAUUUCAUAUCGGUUUCAGUGAGGAUUGAACUACUGACCUUGUAAAAAUGAUUCAAAUUCAGUGCAUGAACAGACUGAGCUAAACAGC
Messenger RNA from Mycena citricolor, 2383 nucleotides. The record is from the annotation of a GenBank genome assembly. NCBI's taxonomy places the organism in Eukaryota, Fungi, Basidiomycota, Agaricomycetes, Agaricales, Mycenaceae.